Messenger RNA from Fukomys damarensis (Damara mole-rat), 1096 nucleotides. RefSeq lists its product as uncharacterized. Lineage: Eukaryota; Metazoa; Chordata; Mammalia; Rodentia; Bathyergidae. The record is from RefSeq and is a predicted model, not a curated record. The transcript has 3 exons. The coding region runs from base 1 to 630 and encodes 209 amino acids.
AUGGCUGCUCACGUCCUCAUACGCCCACGUGUGCGGAAGCCCUGUCUGGCCGCAUCCAACUGGGGCAGCCCGAGGCCACAUCCAGACGCCGUGGGCCGUGCAGCUGUCCUCUCCGGCAGACAGCAUUUGCAGAAGUGGGAGCUGGGCUCUGCUGAUGUCCUGUCAUCGGCCCAGGGCCUCGGUUUCCCCACCUCGGACACAUCCUUCGAGGACUACAAAGCCAGAGAAGUGACCGUGAAGGGCAGAGGCUGUACUGGGGCCACCACUGCGCCUGAAGCAGCGGCCGUGGUCGGGGUGGGCAGCAUCAGCGCCUCCAGCCAGCAGGGUGGAGGCCCGGAAGAGCAGGGCGGCCAUAGGAAAGACACGGCCGGAAGGAAGGAGUGGCCAGGUGGGUCCCGCCCUGGGCGGCAGCAGGCGGGCAGGCAGCCAGGGCCCCAGGACCCGGGGAUGUCCUUCGGGCCCCCAGGCAGGUGUUGUGUGCAGCUGUCGGACAGUGGCAUUCAGGGCGGUGCCCCUGUGGCUGCCAUGGCCCCUGAACUGGGUGCCCUGCAGGGAGGGAGGGCAUGGACGUGGCGGCUUCCUUCUGUGGGGACCUGCAUGGAGCGAGAGUCUGGAAUCCCUGGAAACUGAGGGUCCCCACGUGUCCCUUUGCAGGAAGCCAGUGACCCUGGCCGCCUAGGUGGCGCCCGGCCCCUUCCUGUCUGCUCCUCCGCCCUCCUCCUGCUCCAGCCCAGUCUUCCCAUCGGAAAGGACAGAGCAGGCCCAGGAAGAGGCUCCUCCCAGGCCUCUCCCUGCCACCUCAGCCCCUGGCAUACAGUCCAUGCCUAGUGCACCCUCUGGGUGCUGCACACCCCUCUGAAGGAAAGCAGCGCUGCUCCCCUGCGAGUAGGGCCCAGGGGAGCCCAACCAGCUGCACCUGUCCAGCCACAGGCUGUUGCCACCCUGAGGCCGGUCCUGCCUACCCAGAUGGUGCACAGUUGUGCAUGUGUGUACCCACACGAGUGUGUACAUCUGAUCCUCCCUGCCUCUCCCUCUUCCAACUCACUCCCACACCCCUGGGGCCCGGUCAGCUCUCUUUCAAGGAUCUCAGGCUCUA